Messenger RNA from Emiliania huxleyi CCMP1516, 534 nucleotides. Its product is annotated as pyridoxine biosynthesis protein. NCBI's taxonomy places the organism in Eukaryota, Haptophyta, Isochrysidales, Noelaerhabdaceae. The coding region runs from base 1 to 534 and encodes 177 amino acids. The transcript has a single exon. The record is from RefSeq and is a predicted model, not a curated record. Gene Ontology annotation, molecular function: amine-lyase activity. Gene Ontology annotation, biological process: pyridoxal 5'-phosphate biosynthetic process; pyridoxine biosynthetic process; amino acid metabolic process.
AUGGUGCUGCAAGCAGCGCCGGGCAACGACGGCUUACCGCCUCCCGGUCCCCCUACCUCGGCACACCUCCGCUGCUUAAUGGAGGAAUGCGUUCACAGAAAACGAAUCGCCGCGGGCGGCCUCGCGACGCCGGCCGACGUGGCGAUGCUGAUGAGCCUCGGCGUCGACGGCGUCUUCGUCGGCUCCGGCAUCUUCAAGGGCGAGAACCCCGCGGCGCGCGCGCGCGCGAUGGUCGCGGCGUGCACGCACUUCAAGGCGCCCGGUACGGUCGCGGCCGUCUCUGAGAACCUCGGCAAGGCGAUGGUGGGCCUCCUCGAGCAUGAGGACCCCGUCCUCGUCGCGCAGCAGCGCGCGGCGGUCGCGCUCGCGCAGAAGGACGACGCUCCGAAGGAGCUCGGCGGCAAGCGGCGCAAGGCGGACGACCCGCGCGACUACUACAUCGCGGAGGAGGAGGAGGGGACGCCGCCCGCGCACAAGAAGCGCGCGCCGGCGGCGUACCCCGUCGGCGGCAUCGACCCGGCCGUCAAGGCUUGA